GUACUGCAGAGGUUGCUCGGCUAUCAUCCUUACACUUCCACCACCCCCUGUUAACUGCAUUAUCGCCUACCCGCCGCCAUCAACCCACCUGCCACAAGAAUUCAUGCCUCCAACUACCACCACAACGUUUGCUACAGGCACAGGGAAACGCAGAAUUCACUACCGCGUAUUCGGACAUGCACAUCGAGCUCACCACGAAGGGGCCAUCAAUACGACACUUGCUAAGUACAAUUCAUUCUUUACAUACCCAACAUCCCCGCUGCCAGCGCAAUCGGCGUCUACACCACGCGCGGAAAGUACUGCGGGUGGUACCUUCUUUCCCGAGCAACUCAUCACGGAAGGGCAGCCGCCAACGGGUAUUCUUGCUCAACAAUUGCCUCCUACGAUUCCUUACGAGAGGCCAGAAGGCAAUGUAAUGGUGGCGGUUGCGGUUGCCAUCGUAGUCAUGGGAAGCCUGGUGGGCGUUAUUGUCGCAGGGGAGAUCCUGAAGCGGCGGAGACGUCGCCAGACUGGCAAGGGCGGAACAGACUCAGUGCAUGACAAAGGGAAAGAGGUCUUCAACGAGAAAAGUCCAGAUUCAUCUACAUCGUCGCUUCAGAAUUCCCCAACGUCCAUGGAGAGUUUGGCGCUUCAUCUUAAACAUGCAACUCGUCCCGCGCAGAGAACGAUACCGUCCUGGUUCUCGUGGAUCUUCCGGAAGGCUCAGGCAGGCCUGCAUCGCAAGAAUGCAGAAUCUCCAGAGACAUCGCAUGCAUCACGCACUCCUGCAGAUCGGUCAACAGAGUUUCCGCAGCGAACUACGUGGUCGGAUUUUUCAUAUACAACAGAACCGGAAUCCUUAAGUUAUCCAAGGCCGCUUUUGCAUUGCAUACUCGAGGAGUGUGAAGAUGACUGUCAAAGCCAGAGCGGCAGCGAGAUCGCCCUCACGUUGGGCCUUGCCAUACAGCGCUCCCUAGAUUCCAUGGCCUUCGCAUCGUCUGUCCACGGGGCAUCCCAAGCCAAAUCAAUUGCCAGCCUUCGAUUACCAAAAACAGUCGAAGCUGGCUCUAUCGUCGAGGAGGGUUACGAUGAAGACCGGGGAGACGCCCAGGGAGUAGGCAUUCCUGAAUCGAUACACACAGGAACAAGCAUGAGCCACUCUGGCUCAGGAUUGAUCCCCGCGGCAUCUUUGCAGACUCUCGGCACCAGAACAAGCGCAGACCACGAAAGCUUGAGAGAGGAGAUUUUCGAGCUGCGAAGGGUUCAGACGAGGAGUAUGCAGAUGGACAAGCCUGUUCUGUUGUUGUCCCUGGGCUUCAAAGCAGCAGGCGACGAAGAAGAUACAGACGAGGAUGACGAGCCGUUCGAUGCAGAACCCAAACAUGCACACAUGCACAGCGACAGCACCGCGAUUGAGAUGACACCCUCAAUUGCAGACCUGCUUCUUCCACCAGGGUGCGAAUCAAGUCUACGACCCGACCUUCGAGACAUCCUCGGAUCCCAAAUGACUCUAGCGACCCUGGCAAGCAGCUACAGCGCAGUGGACCUCGAUGACUUUCCUCUUCCUCCUUCCAUUGUACUGUCACGUCCAUAAAUUAGAAACAAAUUAACCAGUUCCAUUACAAUGAAGGGAAGCACACUGCGGAUUGAAGGCAUUAAUGAAGGGAAAUUGGACUCAGGCCGGCAGACGUUGGUAAACCUGCAACAAGCCUCAUGCCAACCCGUUUGAAUGAAAU
Messenger RNA from Suillus clintonianus, 1715 nucleotides. RefSeq lists its product as uncharacterized. Lineage: Eukaryota; Fungi; Basidiomycota; Agaricomycetes; Boletales; Suillaceae. The record is from RefSeq and is a predicted model, not a curated record. The transcript has a single exon. Bases 104 to 1573 code for a protein of 489 amino acids.